CUUAUUUUAAAUUACUUUAAGCGAUGUUUACACAGAGAUUAAAAAGAUCGCCGACCACGCUCUCUUGCUCUCACUCUCUCGCUCAUCCUCUCUUUAAGCUAUCGCAGAUUUCUACAUUAAAGAGAAGCUGAGAUUGUUUGGCAUUUCAGUUGCUUGGUAGCUCUACCUGUGUUUGCUUGCUUUGCUGUUUAUCUGUUCAACUUUUUUUUAUUUGUUAUGUCUAUACCGAUCUUAUAUUACGAUGACCGCAGUCCACCCGCGCGCAGCUGUCUGAUGCUCAUCAAAAUGUUGAAUAUCAAUGUGGAGCUGCGGUUCGUAGAUUUAUUCAAGGGCGCACAAUUUGACAAAGCCUUCUUGGCAUUAAAUCCACAGCAUAGCGUUCCAACGCUUGUGCAUAAUGAACUACUUCUCACAGAUAGUCAUGUUAUACUCAUCCAUUUGGCGGAGCAUUUUGAUGGAGAGGGCAAAUGGUGGCCGAAGGAAUAUGCAGACAGAAUGAAGGUGCUUAAUCGCCUGUUCUUUGAGUGCUCUUUCCUCUUUCGCCGUGACAGUGAUUUAAUGUCGGAAAUCGUGCGCAAGCAGUAUGCCAAUGUGGAUGUGACUUACCAUAAGCGCAAGCUCCACGAAGCGUACGACAUCAUGGAGCACUAUCUGGACGGCCAGAGCUACAUGGCUGGCGAUCAGCUAACGCUCGCCGAUAUAUCCAUUGUGACCACAUUGAGCACGGUGCAGCUCAUGUUUCCGGUGGAGGCAGCACGUUGGCCGCAACUACAGCGCUGGUACGCCACAAUGCGGCAAUUGGAUGCUUACGAAGUGAAUCGACUAGGGGUGGAAAAACUACGCGACAUUGUGCAACAACUGGGCAAAUUUGAAUUUCCCAAGCAGCAGCUCUGAUUAAGCUGCAGCUUAUUUUAAUGAACCGGUUCAAAGCGUUAGCUUGGAUUAUGGCUUAAACUGUCAAUUAAAAUUGCUCUGGAAAUAAAGGUAGAUUUGACUAAGAAAGUGUUCAGAAGUCAAUGUAGAAUUUCAUCAGCUUCUGAAAAUAUUUUAAUAGCAUUUAUUUUGCUUCCUAAUUAGAAAUGAACUAAACAUAAAUAUCGAACCGGUUUAGAAAUAUAAGUUAAUCUAUAUAUGAACUGGAACUGUUAAGGAUUCUUCUACACAUCAAUUUGCAGUAUAAAAGAGAAGCUUAGUAGCUUCCCUAAGAUACAUCAAACCAGCUGCUGGAGGCAUAUAGAAAGACGAAACAUUGGUCCAGGAACCGAACCAUCUGCUGCUCUGCUGCUAUCACAUCCAUCAUAUUAAAUAGCAAUUAUAAACAUAUCUCACAUCUCCCAUACGCCAGCCUAAUUUGCUAUGUACGCUGUUUGUUUAAAGCCCAUUACAUAUAAGUAUGUACAAAUAUAGAAAAGCGCUAAUGAUAUUUCGAAUUAUGUCUGGACAUCAUUAGCAUAUGGCUCAGUUGUGGAGCCAGUUGAUUUGACUGUGGGUUGGUUACGCACUCUGUUUGCACUCGAAAUGUUGGCUAAUAUUUGCAUGCGGCGCGAUAAGGACGAGUGGGACGACAGGCAUGUCAUGCCUAAUGGCCAUAUCGAGUGCGCAAAUUUGAGUUGGGUAAAAGUAGGGUAAAUGGCUUUCAAGUAUUACGCGGCGUUAAUUGCACGCAAACCCGCGUAAUAUACAAUUUCGUGCUGGUCACCCAGCUCAAAUAAACUUCAGAGAUCCCUUCAGACGACCUCUCCUUGACCGUGACUGCGCUCAUCUAUCCUCCUCUGACUUUUGCACUCAGGUGCUGCACAGCUGCUGCAACUGCAAUACGAUUUGCUUUUGUCUGCAAAAAUCUGCGCUGGGGCACGCAGCAAACUUUGUAGUCAGCAAGUUUUUCAAUUUGCCAAGCUGUAAUCCAACAUUUAUUUGCGACACCAUGACAGACCCUUGAUUAGCUUAUAUAUUU
Messenger RNA from Drosophila hydei, 1954 nucleotides. RefSeq names its product glutathione S-transferase E14 (gene GstE14). NCBI's taxonomy places the organism in Eukaryota, Metazoa, Arthropoda, Insecta, Diptera, Drosophilidae. The transcript has 4 exons. The record is from RefSeq and is a predicted model, not a curated record. Gene Ontology annotation, molecular function: glutathione transferase activity. Gene Ontology annotation, biological process: glutathione metabolic process. The coding region runs from base 217 to 894 and encodes 225 amino acids.